UUAGAAACGAGACAAACUCGCAUCGCGUCUUGCGGGAAAUCAAAACACCUUAUUUAGGCAACGAUUAUUUAUGAUAUAGAACUAUUGUUUUUUUUUUUUUUUUUAAAUGUGUUAUGUCUUACUGAAUAGACUAAUAUCAACAUAAACCAAGCGAUGACUGUCAUGUGCGCGCAUGUAUUAUCAGUUUUAUGGAUGUCACUCGGUCAAGGUCCACGCUCCUGAUGCGAGUAGCAAGACUGGAAUUCUUUCCUUUGGGCCAAAAAGAUCUGACUCAAACAAAUUCCGUUAUUAAAGGGGAGAAUUUAAGAUACUGAUUACUGUUCUACUCUAGAAUGGAAGCCCUCUGGCACUGGAAGGAUGUGGACGCACUGAAACGAGGAGAACUUUGAUUGUCGAAAAUAUGGAUAGAUGCAUGGAUUUGUUAAAAUGAAUGACACGAACGACAAGUGCUUCACAAUCAUGUCAUUUCAGAACAGCUAACGUGGAGUGUUCAUAGGAAUACGCUUAUUUGUGAGCUGAAUCGCCCGUAUAAAAGGUGAAGGAAAAAAAACAUCUCACGGAUAUUUCCUGUCUCAGGGAAAUGUACUUUACCGUAUAAUUUUCGUUUUGAAAGUCAAGUAAAUUUUGUAAUUUACAUCCAGUGGCCUAUAAACAUAUGUCACUAUAGCUUACUGAGUUGAUCGAAAACUGUCAGCAUGUCGGCGGUAAUGAUGACACGGAAGGUACGAAAAUGGGAAAAGCUCCCAGGGAAAAACACUUUCUGCUGUGAUGGACGCGUAAUGAUGGCCCGGCAGAAAGGCGUCUUCUAUCUAACCUUAUUUCUCAUCGUUGGCACCUGCUCCUUGUUCUUCGCAUUCGAGUGCCCAUACCUGGCAAUCCACCUGUCCCCUGCCAUCCCGGUCUUCGCGAUCCUCCUCUUCUUUUUCGUCAUGGCCAUGCUGCUGAGGACCAGCUUUAGUGACCCGGGCGUGUUGCCGCGCGCACUCCCCGAGGAGGCCACCUUCAUCGAGAUGGAGAUCGAGGCGACCAAUGGGAACGUCCCGGCUGGGCAGCGACCUCCACCUCGGAUCCGCAAUGUCCAAAUCAAUGGGCAGAUCGUCAAACUGAAGUACUGCUACACCUGCAAGAUCUUCCGACCACCUCGUGCCUCACAUUGCAGUAUAUGUGACAACUGCGUGGAUCGCUUUGACCAUCACUGCCCCUGGGUGGGCAACUGUGUGGGCAAGAGGAACUACCGUUACUUCUACCUGUUCACCCUGUCCCUGUCUCUGCUCACCAUCUACAUCUUCACCUUCAAUAUCGUACACGUGGUGAUGCGCUCGGUGAACUCCGGGUUUGUGAAGACACUACAGGACACACCUGGGACUGUGCUGGAAGUGCUGGUGUGCUUCUUCACCUUGUGGUCAGUGGUGGGACUGACAGGCUUCCAUACUUACCUGAUCUCCCUCAACCAGACCACCAAUGAGGACAUCAAAGGCUCGUGGUCUGGAAAGAACCGGGUGCAGAACCCCUACAGCCACAAGAACAUCAUCAAUAACUGCUGUGAAGUGUUGUGUGGGCCUGCAUACCCCAGUGUCUUGGACAGAAGAGGGCUGAUGCGGGAUGAUUUGUCUGUUCCCACAUCCGCUGCCGAGCCUGCCACCAACAGCAAUCCAGUGCCACAGACCACAAAAACUACAGCUCCACUCAUCCCCAACGAGCACACCCCUGACGACGCCAAGCCCAGCAUGGCAGACUCUGCCAUCGCUCAUGCAGAGAAAAGAAGCCCGUCUCCCAGGGAGGAGAAGCUGCCCACUCUACCCAAAUCCUCGCCGACUCCCACCAAAGUCCCGCCCUUGGCCUCACCUGAAACUGACGCGGAGGCCUCAAUUAUUGCCAAGGAUAAGGCACUCUAGCUGCAUGGUGGGGUUUUUUCCUUGCCCCUCCCACAGUCAGUCACAACCUUUCCCUAAAGCGCUCUGUCUGGACCUGUGAGGGAGACACUUUAAUCAGCUGCUAUAUGAGUGAGAAGCAUCUGCCUGUAAUGAGUGGAGAAUAACUGCAAGGCUCUGACUCCCUGCUCAUUCCACCAGAUAUGCAGAGUUGGUGCCCCCACCAAACCUGCAUCCCCCCUAACUUAGUGACUGCAGGACUGCUUGAUUGACAUUUACACUCCAGAAGGAUGGUAGCUCGGCACCUUUCUCCUCCCCCUGAACAUUGCAUGGAAAACACAGAUAAUGGGGAAACUAGGAACUGUGAACCCACUGGAUGCAGGUGACUGUAUAUCCUGGGUAGUGUUCGGCUGAAGGGGUCCUAAAAUACCCAGGCGCCUCUGGAUCGUGGCUACCAGUGGACUCUGAUUGUUAAUGCUACUGUUUCUCUGUCUUUUGUUUUAUAGCUGUGAUGAUUUUUUUUUAAUGUGAAGAAGCCAGUUCUAAAAUACUUAGCAUUGCAAAAUAUCUGACAAAUACACUUAUUGUAAAGCCUCUAACACAUCCACACUAUUAGUCUGUUCUCAGAACCACACCGAUCAGGCCCCUAUGCAAUCCAUGGGAAGCUGGGCAGUUGGCACAACCGCUAUUAGGAUGAUGAGGAAAUAAGGACUGACAGCUAGUUUAGGGUGUUGAACAGUAAAACAUGGCAGAGAAAGGAAACACUAACCAUCGUUUAUGGUUGAGGUACAGAGGCAAACAUUUUGUCUCUCUUCAGUAAGUGAUUCUAAUGAACAUCUCUAGAAAUGUUGAGAUUAAGGUGCCACCGUGGUUACUAUCCUUCCAUUUGUCAGACACACACACACACACACACCAGGGUUGGGGCCGUCAUUAUAAAUUCAGUCAAUUCAGAGGAUAAACUGAAAGGGGGAAAAAAGGUUGAAUGAUCUUCUGAAAUGGCAGGCUGUUUCCAGGGGUAACAUCAGAGUUCCUGUAUCUAGCAGUUUUUAAAAAAUGGGAGGAAUUUCCGUUGACCCUCUGAAUUGACUUUAUUUAGAAUUACGGCCCCAACUUGUGUGUGUGAGAGAGACAGAAGGCCUGAUUGCUGUUGACAAUAGUUACAGUGCCUUAUCAAAAAGCUGCGCUGUCACAUGCAACUAUAACUAAGAUGGUCUAGCUACAGAGACCCUUAGACUCCAGGUCGAGCUACAGAGACCCUUAGACUCCAGUUCAUGACUCAGCACUCCAAAUCGUACAUGCCAACUGUAAAUAACGUCCCUUUUUAUACAGUUACAAAUGAGACUUCGAGACAGCAGAGAAUGAAGUAAAGCCAUUGUUUAAAUGUAAAUAAUAUAUGUAGGUGUUGAAAAAACUAUUUGGUCUAUUGCUGAUGAAAAGGGAAGAUUGAGAGAAGAGAACCAGGUCGUCUCUGUUUUUGAGUGUAUGUGGCCAGUGUUAGAUUUUUGCCUGUGAAUGAACAUCCACCCUCCUUCUUGCAAGUCAUGCAACUUUUUAAUUUUUCCUCUUAGCUUCCACUGUCAACUUGGUGCCCUUGCUCCUUAUCAUCCACCUAUUGCUGAGGACAGCUUUCAUUAUCUCCAUUCCUCUUCCUCUCUGUGUUUCCCAGGGAAGAUAUUCAGUACACCAGCCAUCUGUGGCGGGCUCAUUAUCAAACUGGAAAAGUGAGACGGCAGCUGCUUUCUCUCUUCUCUUUCUCAUCUGUUCAUUUCACACCAAACGGAGCAGAGGAUUGAGGGUUUGUGGGAGUCGGGCAAGGUGUGUGAGAAUUUCAGCAGCUUUUCAACUAGGCUAGGAUUCACAAAUGACGGUCAGUGACAAUUGGGGGAUAUGUUAAACUGCUAUUGGUUGACAAUGGAGAGAGUUUGUAUUACUCAUUGUGUUGUAUGUAAGGCAGAGUAAUUGUGCUGUAUACUUAUAUAGAAACUCUAGUUAACAAUGUUGAGUCUUUCAGCCAUCUGUUAGGCCCAAGAUGAUAAUUUAUAGAUCAAUAGAAUAAUACUUUAGUAAUCUGAUUUAAUUCAUAUAAAGGAUUGCAGCGCUACUGUAUAUGGCCAAGCAGUAUGUUUAAACUUCUGUUAAUUUGAUUUCAUUUCACAAAUCGUUCCAGUGCAUUUGAAUUAGGAAUGUGAGUAGGGGAGUUACUAGUUGUUACAAUUUACACUCAAUAACAUUACAACAGUAACCCAGACUCUGUCCUGAUUUGAACUAUAAGUAAACACAACCAUCUAGGCCCUUGCAGUGUUUUUAUCACUAUUUUAAUUUGCUCAGAAGGUGUAGGGUGAGGUUUCCCUAGAUGCAGAUCUUGAUUCAGAAUUUUACUUACUAAUGGUUAAGGUUAGGAUUGGGGGACGGUAAGCUGAUCCUAAACCUGUACCUAGGGGAGAUUUCACCCCAGAGCUGCCGAUAAUGUAAGCUGCCUUUUUGAAACAGACAACAAAGGGAUGUUUUAAUCAAAAAGUGGUAAAGAUUAUUUUCUGAAUUUCUAUGUAUGCAAUUGUGAGAAGGCCUUUCGGGAAAUGUCUUCUAUUGUAAUCAUUUUUUUCCCCCAAAACCUUUUUUCAUCUUUCGGAUCAGUUCUUAGGCUUUACCCUCAAACCAAUCUUCCUAUCAAUUGAAGUUGAAAGAGUUUUUGUCCCUGAAUAGUUUUCGGUUCUGGACAGUUGUAAAGAUUCGCUCUCGAUAGAUAAUUCCCUGCUGUAUUGCUUCAAUGGAGAGUGUGACUGUACUUGUGAUUAACUAAUGACAAGAGGAAUGUUCAUGUGAAAGUUUAAGCUGGUUGAAGGCUAAUUGAACGGAUCGGACCCUUUUACUAUAUGCUAUAUCUCUAUGGGUAUAUGGUAAUAUUACAUCAAAUGACCUGAGACGUUUGGAAUUGUUUAUCUCAAUGUUGAGUAAACGUUUCGAUGUAUGAUUUGGAUUUAUGUUACAUGUGCACUACGAGGGUCUCCGAUCAGAAGGCUCCGAUCUAGAUAUGACAGUACAUAAUGCAUACAGUACAAAUACAAUACCACUGAUGGAAUUAUAUUUAUGUUCACUUUGUUUAGUAAUAGCACUGUGAUUAUUUAUAUUUCAUGAUAUUUCCAUCACUUUUUACAUGAUUGAUUGGCGUAUCUGGUAAUUAAAUUAUAUUGUCUUAUUAAUAA
Messenger RNA from Oncorhynchus tshawytscha (Chinook salmon), 5074 nucleotides. Its product is annotated as palmitoyltransferase ZDHHC9. Gene Ontology annotation, cellular component: Golgi apparatus; endoplasmic reticulum. The transcript has 9 exons. Bases 696 to 1895 code for a protein of 399 amino acids. The record is from RefSeq and is a predicted model, not a curated record. NCBI's taxonomy places the organism in Eukaryota, Metazoa, Chordata, Actinopteri, Salmoniformes, Salmonidae. Gene Ontology annotation, biological process: protein targeting to membrane; peptidyl-L-cysteine S-palmitoylation. Gene Ontology annotation, molecular function: protein-cysteine S-palmitoyltransferase activity.